Drepanopeziza brunnea f. sp. 'multigermtubi' MB_m1 is the source of this 471-nucleotide messenger RNA. RefSeq lists its product as uncharacterized. The record is from RefSeq and is a predicted model, not a curated record. NCBI's taxonomy places the organism in Eukaryota, Fungi, Ascomycota, Leotiomycetes, Helotiales, Drepanopezizaceae.
AUGUCCCAAAAGGUCGACCCCCAACAGUUCCCCAACGGCCCCCCUCCAGCCUACAUCCCCUCCUCCACAUCAACAACCCCCGUCCCGCCCCCCGCCCACCUCAUCCCCACCAACCAGCACACCGGCACAUCAGACUACUACAACGCCUCCCCCCAGCAACCGCCCUACAGCCAGCCCCAGCCGCAACCCCAAUUCCCAUCCAACAAGAACCAACAGAACGAGAUCCAGUAUCCCAACCCCUACCAGCAGUACCCGCACCCCCAGCAGCCAUACGGUCAGCAGCCCGGCAUGGGAUACCCCCCUCAGCAGCAGUACCCGCAGCAACCAUAUCCGUACGGCCCGGGACCGAGAUACGCGCCGCAGGGACAGUAUCUGGAUCAGCGGGGGCGGCAGAGUGGUGCGGCGGAGGGGGUGUUGGGGGGCUGUUUGGCUGCGUUGGCGUGUUGUUGUUGUUUGGACUUUUUGUUUUAG